Messenger RNA from Salvia splendens (bonfire salvia), 2753 nucleotides. Its product is annotated as serine/arginine repetitive matrix protein 2. Lineage: Eukaryota; Viridiplantae; Streptophyta; Magnoliopsida; Lamiales; Lamiaceae. Gene Ontology annotation, molecular function: microtubule binding. The record is from RefSeq and is a predicted model, not a curated record. The transcript is spliced from 8 exons. The coding region runs from base 89 to 2476 and encodes 795 amino acids.
UCGUCUCUACUCUCUACCUGUGAUUUCAAAUACAAGGUCUCUACUUGCGGAGCAGAUCGGACUCUGGUUCUUCGAUUAAUCGGAAAAAAUGGAGAUCGGGGGGUGUCAGGAGAUUGAUCUUCAACUUGAAGCCAACGAUCUCAUUGGAAAUUUUCAGUUCGCAGAAACUUUGGAUGCUAAUAAAGGAGUUAAUAGUGUUGGCAUUGAUGUGAAUGGUCGCUUUCCUGAACUGCAAGAAUCGACAGAACCUGAAAGAAACCAGGGAAAUGGAAGGCAUAACUUGCGGAAAAGCCUAGCCUGGGACCCUGCCUUCUCCACCAAUGAGGGAGUACUAGACCCAGAAGAAAUGUCGAGCAUGAUUACCAAAUCGGAUAAAAAUGAAAAGCAUAUAUUACCAGGGAUUCAAGAAGAACUGACAGGGUCAACUGAGUCUAUCUCUACUCUUCAAAGUGAUAGUUUGAUUCUAGAAAGCAAUGAUGAUGACUUGUUUUUGGACAUUAGAGCUUCCAUCCAAAGAUCCAGUAAGAAAGCACCCAACUUGAUUAAUUCAAGCAGUAAGAUAGCAGCUAUGGUGCUAAAUGGCCCAGCCAUUUCAUCUCCAAAGAAGGAAGAUAUAUCUAAAAAUAAGUGCCAAAAACCAGGUGUGAAGAAAACUACUGGCCUGCAGACUGUCCGGAUGUCAAAAUCUCAGCUAAAACCAAUUGGGAAGCUAGCAUCAGGAAGAUCAAUCAAGCCGGAUUCUGUUCAAUCACAGGCUGGAUCUAUUGGUAAAAGUGGAGAGACGAAUUCAGUUGUUCCCAAACCACUCAAAACCAUUAGCAGCUAUGUUCCCUCCUCAACCGCAGCAAAGCGGGAGUCUCUUGGAAUCGGUCGUCUCAAACCUGAAUGCGGUAGCUCUAAAAGUGGAGAGAUGAAUUCAGUUGUUCCCAAACGACUCAAAACCGUUAGCAGCUACGUUCCCUCCUCAACCGCAGCAAAGCGGGAGUCUCUUGGAAUUGGUCGUCUCAAACCUGAAUGUGGUAGUUCUAAACAAGGAUCUGUCUCUGGAAAAGUGACUCAGCUACAUAAAGUGUCUGCAUUAGGUGGUUCCAAAAAGGUGCUGCCAAAGCCUGCUGUAUCACCAAGGUUUUCUUCAGUGCGCUCUUCAACUACAAGUAAUGUGCCUUCGACAAGGUCCUCUACUUCAAGCGACAACUCUGUUAGCACAUCCUCUGGGAAUGCUGCUAAGCCUACACUUAUGGCUGCAAGAAGAAAUCUAGGCAAAAGCAGCACCAAUAGUCCUGGCCCCUCUGGCUCCAUCCCUAGAACUCCAUCAAGAGCUCUACCAAAGAACAAACUGCCAACCUCUAAUCUUUCGGCUUAUCUAAAGUCUACAAAGCUCUCCACAAGUGUCUCACCAGCCAGUUCAAUUAGUGAAUGGUCUUCAGUGUCAUCCCUACGAUCUAGUUACUCAAGGAGCAGCAUAGAUACCAGUUCUUGUAGGUCAGUGGAUGGUGAAAACAUGCGUUCGGAUCCAAGGCGUAAGGUAGCAGGUCAAAUGGCUGAAAGAAAAGGAAACCAUGGAGCUAUUUCAUCAAGCAACACUCCAAAAAAAUCCACAGCAACAUCUAGUACCCUUCAGGCUCCUAUGAAACCAUCUGAUACCCUUCAGGCUCCUAUGAAACUAUCAGGAUUACGAUUGCCAUCACCCAAAAUUGGCUUUUUUGAUGGGUCAUCGUCUCGUACUCCUGGUAGAAAUAACCGCUCUCCCUCUGUCUUGCACCCUGUGAUUCCCAAGAAUGGACCAACUGCAUCCACUCCAACUCGAAGCUCAAAUGGAAAACUGAAGAGCGCAAACAUACCAAUGGCUAGGAUGUCAACUUGUUUGACAAACAUAAAGUCUCCAAAGGCUGUAUCUCUUGCCUCCUCACAAGAAAAGUCAUGUGCAUUCGUUAAACCAUAUGGUGUUUCAACGCGUGUAACUGAUUCUUCUAGCUUGUCUGAUGGGGUUAAAGUCAUGUGCACUGCUGAUGACACUGACAACUUAGGGGAUUUGAGUUUGACUAAAAACAUGACCUUUGGGGAUAUCACUACUGCUACAGGUGAAGGUAACAAUGCUUCUGCGUCAGAAUAUAUCAGUCAAAUCAGGGAUAAUCUGGUUAUGAAGGACGAGCUUAAGAAGAACUUGGUUCCAACUCCUGAAGCAGUAAAGGAAGACGGGGAUCCUGCUAACUAUCCAGGGGAGGGGUUAACAGGAGACAAGACAGGCACAUGUGAAAAAAAUCAGGAGCCAAAUUCCCAGCUUCUUAGUGAUAUAUCAGAAUGUGCACUCUCUUCUACAGCAGCUGCCUCCGAGGCUGCAGUACACAGAACCCCAUUUGCUCUAAAGAAUCCCUCCAACGGUAUAAAAUUUGCUGGUAAGCCUACAGAGGCGGCUAUCCAGAUUGCAAUAGCAGAGCAUGUAUUGCCUUGUUCUGAAGAUAAAGAGAAUAGCUAACCUACACUUCACAUAAGCUAUCCUCAACUAAUGUAGUUCAAUCAGAUUCAGUGAAGGUUACUCAUGAAGCCAUAUUGUUCCACAUCUCCCUCAAGAAGAGCAAACACAAAUGGAAGGAUAUUGACACAUUGUUCUAUUUAUGAGAAGCCACAUUUGCUCAACAUCUCUUAUUUUCCUUUUUCCUGUGUACUCUAAAGUCUUAAAUACAAACUUGAUGUUGUUUAAACAUUGUAUAUACGAUUCACAACACAGAAUCAAAUUGGAUGCAAUUCCAACA